Molecule: messenger RNA, 1318 nt
Organism: Hydra vulgaris (swiftwater hydra)
Lineage: Eukaryota; Metazoa; Cnidaria; Hydrozoa; Anthoathecata; Hydridae
Product: carbonic anhydrase 13
Molecular function (GO): carbonate dehydratase activity; zinc ion binding
Source: RefSeq, a predicted model, not a curated record
AUAUAUAGUUAAUACCUAUUUAAUAAAGACCGAAUGUUUGAAGAUUUCAAUACAUUAGAUGAUCCGGAUUGGGACUACUCUAAAGAACAUGGUCCUCACCAAUGGUCAAAAUAUUGGAAUUUUACGAAAAGACAGUCUCCAAUCAAUUUGAAUUCAAAAUUAAUAAAAUAUAAUUCUACUCUAAAACCGUUGCAUUUUGAUAAAAAAAGCAUUAAACUCGAAGUAAAAAACAUUGGCAAAAACAUUUCUUUCUCUGCCGAAAAUAAUGCUGAAAUCAUAUUUUCAGGAGGUUAUUUAAAAAAUCGAUACGCAUUUCGUGAAAUGCAUUUUCAUUGGGGCGAAGUCCGUCAUGGAAAAUGUGAUCGCGGUUGUGAACAUACUAUAGAUGGCAACAGUUAUUCAGCAGAAAUGCAUAUUGUUCAUUGGAAUGUGGAUUUAUAUAAAACUGAGUUAGAAGCUUUAAAAAGCCCUAAUGGUCUUGCCGUGUUAGGAUUAUUUAUAGAUGCUAAAGAGAUUUACGAACAAAACGAAUCUUUUGAAUUGGUUAUCAAUAUGUUUAAUAAAGUUCCAUAUAUAAACUAUAAAACUAAGUUAGAAGUUUCGCCUUAUUUUUUGGUUCCAUCUUGUACCAAGAAGUUUUACACAUACCCUGGCUCAUUAACUAUUCCCCCUCUUACCGAAAAUGUUACAUGGAUAUUACUUGCUGAGCCAAUCAAGAUUUCUAUAGACCAACUUGAUAGAAUGACUACGUGCACCUCUGAUUCUGGAUAUAUAACUAACAAUUAUCGUCCAAUACAACCAUUAAACAAUCGUGUGAUACAAUCAUCGUUCGUUUAGUUUAUGAGAACCGCAAACAAGUAUAUUAAGUGUUUUUAAACAAAUAUAUUUAGUGCUGUUAAAAUAAAUAAAUAAAAAUAAAAUAAUUUUAAAUAAAAAACAAUUGGCAAACAAAUUUCAACCAUUUCAUUUCAGAUGGAAGAAGAAUGUUAUGAUUUUUAUACAUAUAUUUAAAAUAUAUUUAGUUUUUAAGCACAAUUCAAAUUGUUUUAUAUAAUAAAUACUUUUAAACUAAGCACUUUUAAAUGAUAUCAUUACUAUUUUACUUUUGUUUGCAUGUUAAUUGUUCGAAUUAUUUGAAAUUUAAAAUUGUUUUCUGAAUAUUUUUAAAAUUUUUACGUACAUAAUAAAAUUGAGCACAUAACCACCGUGAUUUAAAAAAUAUGUUGAUAUUGUAUAAAUUGUAAAAAAGGUUUGUCAAGAAAUCUAUAAAACACUCACAAGACCUAUAUUCUAUUACCUUCGAGUUAAAAAUUAAGUU